GUUCCCGCUUUUGUCCUUGAUUUGCCGCCAAUCACUCCGCCUACCUACUCUUCCCCCUCCCUCCAUCGUCUUGGUGGCCUGGGCAAGGGCAUCAUCACCCUGCCCUCUUUCUCCCGCCCAUCUCGCUCCGCCCUCCGCCCUCCGCCCUGCGACACUUGCCCAUCCGGGCUUGGUAUGACGUGGCCAGCAGUUGCGCGAUAACGCCAACCCCGACUCUCCGACAACCACUCCUCCCGUCCUCCACACCAUCUACACCCCCAUUGAUCACCCUCUCGCACUCCUCCACCGGCGCCAUGCCGCUCUUCACCGCCCCGACCUCCUUCCGCCUCCGCCAGGGUGCGGUGGUGGAAGAUCCCACCUAUGCCCUCCUCCACCGCCGCGCCUUCGCCGGCCCCCAAGACCACAACAACCACCCCGAUUUCUUCAACCUGGCCGGCCUGGUGAGUGAAGCCGUGCUGGAAGUCGUCUUCGUCGCCCUUCCCGGCUUCCUCGUGGCAUGGACGGGCAUGUUUGAUGCCAACAGCCAAAAGUUCGUCGCCGAGCUCAACGUCAUGGUCUUCACCCCCUGCCUGAUCUUCACCAAGCUCGCCGCGCAGCUCAAUGCCGACAAGCUGGCCGAUCUUGCCGUGAUUCCCGUCAUCUUCAUCGCCCAGACCAUUGUCAGCUGGCUGAGCGCGCAAGCCAUGUCCCACCUCUUCGGCUUUGGCAAAAAGCACAAGCGAAGACAGAAGAACUUUAUCAUUGCCAUGGGCGUCUUCGGCAACUCCAACUCCCUGCCCAUCUCUCUCGUCAUCAGCUUGGCAAACACCAUCGCUGGCUUGCAUUGGGACAAGAUUCCGGGGGAUAAUGACAACGAGGUGGCGGCGAGAGGCAUCCUCUACCUCUUGAUCUUCCAGCAGCUCGGGCAAUUGCUGAGAUGGACCUGGGGCUACAGCGUUCUGCUGAAGCCAGCCGAUGCCUACGAAGACGAUGAGAGAGACGACAUGCCCAUUGCCGACCGCGUCACCGAGGAAGGCAGGUACCGCGACGACGCUGACGCCGUCAUCAAGCCCGGCGACGCGCAGAAGAAGACAAACGGGAAGCCUACCGACUCGGCGAUAGAAUCAGAGCGCUCCGCAACACCCAUCAGCAUUGCCACAUCUUCCACCGCCGAGGAAGCGGACGAUGUCCUCGUCCCCAGCUCCCCGGUCGACACGCGAUACAUCGAAAACAUCUCCCCUCGCUCAUCGCGCUCCUCGCCCCAUACCAGCCGUCUGGAGCCGCGGGCGCGAUCAAUGAAUCACAUUACCACAUUCCCCAACUUCUCUCAAACCCCCUCCAAUCGCUCCGGUGGCGCCCCCCGAGGAUGGACCGCACCGUUUGCCACCGUUCGAGACAAAGUGCAGCACGCUUACUACAGCGUGAUCUCCACCAUCUCCACGUUCUUCAGCAACAUCUUCCGUCGCCUGCCGGCACCGAUGCAGAAAGUGCUGUCCUUCUUGCAGCACUACAACGGGCGCUUCUGGGCUGGAGUGUGGCGACAAAUGAACCCACCACUCUGGGCCAUGUUGGCAGCACUGGUCGUCGCAUCCAUUCCCAAACUACAAAGCCUCUUCUUCACUAAGGGCACGCUCAUCAACAACUCCGUCACCCGAGCCAUUGCCCAGAGUGGAGGGGUCGCCGUCCCGCUCAUCCUAGUGGUGCUGGGUGCCAACCUCGCUCGAUCCACCCUUCCCCGUGACCAAGUGGCGGAGACGCCAGCGGAGAAACGGGAGGAGCGCAAGUUGCUAUUCGCCUCCCUCAUCUCCCGCAUGAUUGUCCCCACCAUCGUCAUGGCGCCCAUUCUCGCUCUCAUGGCCAAGUACGUGCCGGUGAGCAUCCUCGACGACCCAAUCUUCAUCAUCGUUUGCUUCCUCCUCACCGGCGCCCCGAGUGCAUUGCAGCUGGCGCAGAUCUGUCAGAUCAACGGGGUGUUUAUGGGGGCGAUGAGCAACUUGCUGGUGGCGAGUUAUGUGGUGGCCAUCUUCCCGAGCACGCUUACCUUGGUUCUACUGGCGUUGGAGGUGGUGGAAUGGGCCGUUGUUUGAUGUGCGUUUCUGAUGUGCUUUUUUGCAAAAGUAUUGCGUCGGCGUUGUGGGAUGGGGUCAGAUACACCGGACACGGGAUGGGCAAAACGUUCCCUGCCUACCUUAUUACGCGACUGUAGGAGUAAAUACAGGGUAGUUUUGAUGCUACGCACAGGUCCACAUUGGGUGGAUGAACACACAUUUGGCCUUUCGUCCAACUCCCACCGUCUAUACCCCAAUGUCCUUCUCCUGCAUGCGAUAUGCGGCAGAAAUCGGGCUGGCUGGCUGACGUGCGCAUCGCUGAUUGGUGGAAACAUACGAACUCACCCAUCAUUGUAUGGCCUUGUCGCCUUGCCGUACCUCCUUUGUUUCCUUCUCCUGACACAUCCAUAU
Neohortaea acidophila is the source of this 2438-nucleotide messenger RNA. RefSeq names its product auxin efflux carrier. Bases 294 to 2066 code for a protein of 590 amino acids. Gene Ontology annotation, cellular component: membrane; endoplasmic reticulum. Gene Ontology annotation, biological process: transmembrane transport. The transcript has a single exon. The record is from RefSeq and is a predicted model, not a curated record. NCBI's taxonomy places the organism in Eukaryota, Fungi, Ascomycota, Dothideomycetes, Mycosphaerellales, Teratosphaeriaceae.